AUGGGAGAUCUGCAGCAACUAUCAUCCAGGGUCCACGAACUAGAGCAUAGGCUCGUAGAAACCAGCAGGGAGGUUCGUGAGGUCAAAGACGAUGUCCGGGAGCUGCGACGCUUGCUGGAAUCGUAUUUCUCUAACAKGGAGAGGAAUCCAGAAGGGGCUGUAACCACAAACAGCCUCCAACCAGACUUGACGGAGCCGUCCGGCGAACAACAACAGCAGCAGCAGACUCUUCUUGGUCCACAGCAGCAGCAACACCCUCAGCCACCGCAACCAAACAACCAACAACAACAACAACUGCAGCAGCAGAAGCAACAACAUGAUCAACAACARCAACAGCAGCUUCUCCGAGCAGCUAUUACUAGUCCUAGUAUAGUUGCCCUGAAACUGGCCCCUAAGUCCUAUGGGCCCUUCAAGGUUCUAUGA
Molecule: messenger RNA, 423 nt
Organism: Nelumbo nucifera (sacred lotus)
Lineage: Eukaryota; Viridiplantae; Streptophyta; Magnoliopsida; Proteales; Nelumbonaceae
Source: RefSeq, a predicted model, not a curated record